AACACCAAAUUAACAACCGUCAGCAGACCACUCGCUCUCACACCGAUCACUCGUGUGAAAAGCAGAGGUAAAGAAGAGGUGGGGAGCGUUGCUUGGUGGCCGCUAAUGGCGGCGCCGCUGCUCCCCUCCCUGCUCCUCUCGCUCCACAUCUCACUGCUGCUUCUGACCCCCUGCUCCUGCCGGGUCGGGGAUUCGUGCUCGUCGGCGCGCGACUGCGGCGUGGGCAUGUACUGCGGCAACUGCGCGGCCACCGACAGGACCCGGCCCUCCUGCAUCAGGGACCUCGCCAUCCAGCCCACCUCCAUUGUGAAGGGGCUGCCCUUCAACAGAUACACAUGGCUCGUCACCCACAACUCCUUCUCCAUUCUCGGGGAGCCGUCGCGCACCGGGGUCGAGAGGGUGACGUUCUACAAUCAGGAGGACUCUGUCACCAACCAAUUGAGGAAUGGUGUCAGGGGAUUGAUGCUUGAUAUGUAUGACUUCAAUGAGGAUGUCUGGCUGUGUCACUCAUUGCAAGGGCAAUGCUACAACUUCACCGCUUUUGAACCUGCAGUUGACACACUGAAAGAGGUGGAAGCGUUUCUCUCUGAGAAUCCCACAGAGAUUGUGACAAUAUUCAUCGAGGAUUAUGUCCGCUCACCAAUGGGAUUGAGCAAGGUCUUUACUGCUGCUGACUUGAUGAAGUACUGGUACCCUAUCUCAGAAAUGCCAACUAAUGGCAAGGACUGGCCAAGUGUCACAGAUAUGGUUGUAAAGAACCGCAGGUUGCUAGUGUUUACUUCUGAUGCUUCGAAGGAGGCCAGUGAAGGAAUAGCUUACCAAUGGAGCUACUUGCUGGAGAAUGAGUCUGGAGAUCCAGGGAUUGUGCCUGGCUCUUGUCCAAAUAGAAGGGAAUCACAGCCACUGAACUCGAGAUCUGCAUCUCUAUUUCUGCAAAAUUAUUUCCCCACAAUGCCUGUAGAGAAUGAAGCAUGUAAAGAGAAUUCUGUUGGGCUACCACAAAUGGUCCAAGCUUGUUAUGCUGCAACUGGAAAUAGAAUCCCCAACUUCAUAGCUGUGAAUUUCUACAUGCGAAGCGAUGGCGGUGGUGUUUUUGAUGUUCAAGACAGAAUCAAUGGCCUCACAUUAUGUGGUUGCAACACCAUUGCUGCUUGCCAGGCUGGGGCACCAAUGGGCUCAUGCAAGAACAUGGGGCCACCUAAUCGAACUUCCUCCUCCUCAUCUGUAAAUGGAAACGUCUAUUCAGGAACUAUAGAGUUCAAGACACAUCCCUCUGGUGGCAGCAGUACUUCCAUCCGGAGUAGUUUUGUUCUUUUGCUAAGUCUGUUGUUGACUUUAAAGCUGUUUUGAUCUUCCAGGCUUUAGUUUCCAGUUCUCUACGUUUUUUUUUCUAUAGAAGAAAUUAAUAUCGGCAUUUGUUGUCAGCUUGUUUCUCUGUUCGAAUGAUGUCUAGUAACUUGCUAGCUUUCUAGUCUAGAUUCAGAGUGUGAGUAGAUGAAAGUUGGCUCCAUGUUGCUAUAAGAAUGACAAUGCAAUUUAUGGUAGCAAUCUCACUUUGUUCUGUCCAAAGUAUUACGAAUCAGACGAGUAUUACAAAUCAGACGAUGAGUUGUGUUCCUCCUGGUUGGUGUCAAGUGUGAAUGUGUCAUCUUGAAAAGUUGUGUAAGGUACGGUUUGAAAUA
Phragmites australis (common reed) is the source of this 1682-nucleotide messenger RNA. Its product is annotated as PI-PLC X domain-containing protein At5g67130-like. Lineage: Eukaryota; Viridiplantae; Streptophyta; Magnoliopsida; Poales; Poaceae. The transcript is spliced from 8 exons. Gene Ontology annotation, biological process: lipid metabolic process. Gene Ontology annotation, molecular function: phosphoric diester hydrolase activity. The record is from RefSeq and is a predicted model, not a curated record. The coding region runs from base 106 to 1350 and encodes 414 amino acids.